ACAUUCCAGCCAAGUGAGAGAGCCAGCGAAUUUGAAACGCUGGAAGUCACUUCUUUUGGUCCCUUUUCCUUGUGAGCACUCACACGCUUACUAGAGGACAAGGCGCUCCAUAAGCAGCUGCAGCACAUCUUUUUUGAGUGUUCUUUUGUUUUGUGGAGUACGUGAAAGCGUCCCUUAUCCAAAGCCAACAUGAAAGCCUCCAUAUUUUUCAUUCUCUUGACCGUUUUGGCUCAUUCCAGAGGCCAGUACCACUACCAGGGCCUGAUGAACUACCUGGAAAACAGGAUGCUCGCUAUGGAGGAACGCAUUGCCUUGUGGCAUGAACAGAACAACCGCUACAGCUCCGACCUGAAGGAAUUCAGGCAGCAGGCCGCAGACCUGUUGGAGAAGUUGGCCAAGGAGCACAAUAAACUGCAUUCGGACAUGGAGGGCGCAGGAGCACGGGUAGACCGUGUGGAGCGUGAGAUGGACUAUAUUGAAACCAAGAAUCCCCCUAAGCCUUGUGUGAAAGCAGCAGACAAAAUGGUGGAACAGGACGUGGUUGUCAAAGAGAGGAAGAAGGAAGAGUUCUUUGAGCUGUCUGUGUGUGUGAAUAUUGUAUCCACUCUAAAAGCAAUGAAGAUCCUUAAGAGGUUGGGGAGCCCGAAAGGUGUCUGGACCAAAGAUGCCAGGUCAGCAAAAGUCUACGUCUUCAACGGCACAUCCGACAACACGCUGUAUGAAUUCAACUCAGUGCGAGAGCUCUCGGCAUCAUCAGGCGUAUCUAAAGGCAGGCAGAUCACCGUUCCCUCCGCUUGGAACGGGACCGGUCAUGCAGUCUAUGAUGGCUUUCUCUAUUACAUCAGUGAAAGUUCAGAGCUCCAAGUUAUUAAAUAUGACCUCAAAAACGGUUCGGUUGCAGACAGUGCAGUGCUUCCCAUGGAGGACCGCAGCCCAGUGUACCAACUCAAUCCAGAGACACUGGUGGACUUGGUGGUGGAUGAGGAUGGGCUAUGGGCGCUAUAUCCGGCUGGAGACACUAUUAAUCUUGCUAAGAUGGACUCUAACUCUCUGGAUAUAGAACUAAUGUGGGACACGGCGUGUCCAAGAAACAACGCUGAAGCUGCUUUUAUUGUCUGUGGCACAGUCUAUGUGGUUUACAACACCAAGCCGCCGAGCCGCUCGCGUGUGCAGUGUGUGUUCGAUGUGAAUGACAUGGUGAGCAGUGGCGAGGCCCCUCUGAUUUAUUUCCCAAGGCGCUACGGGGCUCAUUCCAGCCUCAAAUACAAUCCUGAGGAGCGGCAACUCUAUGCAUGGGAUGAUGGGUACCAGAUUCUGUAUAAACUAGCACUGAAGAAGAAGCUAUGGGCAAUAAUGCCACCACCUGAGGAAUAGUGGCCCUUUUUAGCUCUUAAAGGGCUUUAUGUUCCUGGCUACAAAAAGUUUGUGUUUUUCCUAAGGGGAUAGUUACUGAAAAUGAAAAUUCUGUCAUUAUUUAUUCACCUUCAUGUUGUCAAGUCUGUAUGACUUUAUCAGGAAACAGGAAAAAUGUUGACUCUUUUCCAUUCAAUUACAAUGGAUGAGGAUUGAUGUGUUCAGUCAUCAAAAAGGACACAAAACCUUCUCUGAGUCUGAAUGAUUUGUUCAUGACUGAACCUGUUCAGUCAGUUUAAUUCACUGAUUCAGUUGCAGCAGUUAAUGGCUCACUGAAUUGUUAAUGUUAAACAACUUAAAUUUGGGUCUAAUUCUUACAUAAAUCUAUCAUGACUUUUUGUGAAACAAGCAAAAAAUGUAAUAAAACUAUAAAUCUGAAAA
This is a messenger RNA of Ctenopharyngodon idella (grass carp), 1794 nucleotides long. It is a transcript of the gene olfml3a, whose product is annotated as olfactomedin-like 3a. The transcript is spliced from 3 exons. Gene Ontology annotation, biological process: signal transduction. The record is from RefSeq and is a predicted model, not a curated record. The coding region runs from base 190 to 1374 and encodes 394 amino acids. NCBI's taxonomy places the organism in Eukaryota, Metazoa, Chordata, Actinopteri, Cypriniformes, Xenocyprididae.